Girardinichthys multiradiatus is the source of this 5422-nucleotide messenger RNA. It is a transcript of the gene lpgat1, whose product is annotated as lysophosphatidylglycerol acyltransferase 1. Lineage: Eukaryota; Metazoa; Chordata; Actinopteri; Cyprinodontiformes; Goodeidae. The record is from RefSeq and is a predicted model, not a curated record. The coding region runs from base 701 to 1819 and encodes 372 amino acids. Gene Ontology annotation, molecular function: acyltransferase activity. The transcript is spliced from 8 exons. Gene Ontology annotation, cellular component: endomembrane system.
UUGAACAGCAAGUUGACCUCGGGACUCGAACCCAGGACAGCCGGGCGGAGGACCGGUGCGUCAGCUCCACCAACGGCGUCACCCGGCGCUCCCGAUGCUCUUGUUUUGAAGGCGGACUAGACCUCUUUCCGGUUGUGUGCCGUCCUUCCUUUGUGUACAUUGCCACCGUGUGUUUCGGGAUCUGGAGGAAGAUAACGGGUCCCCUCCAGCCUAGAAAAGGAAAAAAAAAAAAAAAAAAAACCGCUGCUCCCCCUGUUUGAUGCGCACAUGUACAGCUUGCGUUGCGGUUAUCUCAGGAGGAGCGUAGAGCCCAGGCCCGCUUUUGCAGCCUCUCCGCCGGACUGUUUGCUGGGAGCUCAGUAGCUAGCUGAGUUGAUGGUGAUGGUGAUGAUGAUGCAUCUGAGGAUUUAUCCCGGUGUCUCUCUCUGAGAUGAAACCAGCGACGUUCAACUGAAGCUGCUAACGGAGCCCGAGAAGACCUGGAUGGCUAAAUGGGGGGAGAAGUAGCUCUAUCGCACAGGGUUUUCUUUAACAUUUUUACCCUUUUAAACCUGAAUCCAGAUCAGAUUUAACAGACGUAACAUGCCGACUAGCAGAGAUAGCCAUUUUUUAGCUUAGCCGUACAGUUGAUCUCGCUUCGAUCAGACCACCGGCCGUCCUUGGAUGCUUCAGUGACAUUUAUUGGACGGUGCGUUUCAGGAUGGCACAGCUGUUGGACGGUGCCGGCAAACUGAGCUGGGUACUCCUCAAGUCUGUGCUCCGUUUCACCUUCAUGUUCCUCAACAACUGUGUGGCCAUCCCGUCCUACUGCUUGUACCUGCUGCUCCUCCAGCCGCUGAGAAUAUGCUACAGCUCCGCUUUCUGGCACAUCGAAGGAGUUAUGUUCAAAUGGCUGCUGGCCAUGGUGUCUUCGUGGGGCUGGAUCUCAGGUUAUACAGUCACAGAGUGGGGUGAUGACGUGCGGGACAUCUCUGAAGAAGAAGCCAUGGUCAUUGUCAAUCAUCAGUCCACUGGGGAUGUUUGUACUCUCAUGAUGUGCCUGCAAGACAAGGGCACGGUGGUGCGGAAAAUGAUGUGGUUGAUGGACCAUGUGUUCAAAUACACCAAUUUUGGUCUAGUGUCCCUGAUUCACGGGGACUUCUUCAUCAGACAGGGUAAAGCUCACAGAGACAAGCAGCUGGUCUACUUGAAGGAGCAUCUAGAAAAAUACUACCACAGCCGCGACAGAAAGUGGAUAGUUCUCUUCCCUGAGGGCGGCUUCCUCAGGAAGAGGCGAGAAACCAGCCAGAUGUUUGCAAAGAAAAACUCUCUCCCUCACCUGACCCAUGUCACGUUGCCUCGCCUCGGGGCCACCCACAUUAUCCUGAAAACCCUCUCAGCUCAGCAGGAGAACGGCAGCGUGGGCAGCAACACCGGGACCCGGAACCAAACAGUUAAUAAAAGCAAAGGCCUGCAGUGGGUAAUAGAUGUGACCAUAGCGUACCCUAAAGCAAGACCGAUGGACAUCCAGACGUGGAUCUUUGGCUACAGGCCUCCUACAGUCACACAUGUACAUUACAGGAUGUACCCAAUAAAAGAGGUUCCUAUGGAGGCAGGGGCCCUGACUGACUGGCUAUAUCAGAGGUUCGUGGAGAAAGAGGAGUUGUUGGCCCACUUCUACGACACAGGUUCAUUCCCUCCUCCAGAAGGCCAGAAGGAGGCAGCUUCCCGGCAGAUGACCCUCGACCCAGUGUGGCUGUGCAUGGUCCAGUCUUUUGCGUUUGCCUCUGGCUACAUGUGGUACAAUGUCCUCCAGUACCUCUACUGCUGUUUAUUUUGAGCGCGCGCGCGGACGAGCUGGGAGUCUUUAUCGGACCACUGGAAAAGCCUCAGGAUCAGUCGCCGUGUGUGUGCGUGUGUGUGUGUGUGUGUAUGUAUGUGUGUGUGUGUGUGUCAGCGUGUGUGUGGGUGUGACCCAACGUCACACUUGACCCCUCCCCCUCCUUACGAUGGAUGAAUGUACAUCUGCAGCAUUGGAGAGACCUCACAGGAAACCAGGAAUAACUAAAUAAUAAACACAGAUAGGUAACUCGCACCCAGGCCCAACGCCACAUAUUUGCUCCAGCGGAAUAAUCUCCCACCCUUCACUAUUCACAUUUUAAUGUUUACACGUUCUCAUACAUGUAGACACUUACAUGACUUUUAUUGGACGGUGAUGAAAGGAGGCUCAGGACUCCUCUAGAAGAUGCUCUGGACCGGACUCUCUCCCGCUCUCCGAGGCUUCAGCCGUAGUAGUUUUACAGAGUAUGCUGUACGUCUGGACAUGUUUGUGAACAUAAAUUCGUUCAACUAGAAGCUAAACGCCGUCACUCUUCCUCCCUGCGAGAGUCGCCGAAGCCCCCCUGGACCUCUUGUUGAGCCUGCCAAUGAUUCAGCUGGCUACACGCUGCAGGGCGAGUGGCUCUUUAAAUGUUGAGGCGACGCAGCCGGCCACUCCUCCGGCCUUCAUUGCACUAAGGAUCCAUACUGCCCUACUGCUCCCUGCCCCAGGAAAGACUUCAGAAUGGUAGCUGUCAAUCUUUUAGUUUAUUUUAUUAUAUUCCUUUAACCCGCAUAUCUUCACAACAACCCCCAUUGUAUUUGUUGUCUGUUUUUUUUUUGGGAAAGGGGGAUUGUUUUUAAUCGUCAGGACUGUUUCUGUCCAUGUGUAUGUUGUGGCAGACCUUGCUGAAAAAGUGGGAUAAUGCUUCUACUUCUGCUGAAAGUCCGAAGGGAAAAGAUGGGCCGACUGCUCACCUACAACUUACAGUGCUGUGAAAAUAUUUCACUCGUUUAGACUUUUUUUUUGAUUUUUGCUUUUUUUUGUCACACUUAAAUGUUUCAGAUCAUCACACAAAUUUUAAUAUCAAACAAAGAAAACCUCAAACAAAAAACAAUUUUCAGAUGAAAAUUCAGUUUAUCUGAAAAACCAACCUGGACCCAUGUGAAAAAGUAUUUGUCCCCUGAAGCUGACAACUGGGUGUUUAAUCACUGGCUGCAGCAACAGCCUCCACGUAUUAGCCAAACGGGAGUAUUUUACAUCACUAUGGAGGAAUUUUGGCCCACUUUCAUUUGCAGAAUAAUUUGCUUUCCUUUUUUUGAGCCUUUUUAGAGGUGGACUUGUUGGUGUGCUUUGGAUCCUCUGCAUAACUCAACUAUGCUUACGCUUAAAGUGAUGAACUGAUGGCUGGGCGUACAAAAUUUGUGGUUCUGUCAAUUACGGCAAGUCGUAAAUGACAGCUUGUUAUCUGAAAAUCAUUUCUAAACCACAUUUAACAAGACACACACCUUCCAAAUUGUUAUUGAGUGAGACGGACCUUUUCGUUCUUUUUGGUUAGCCUUGUCUGAGGCAAGUGUUGUUGUUCUGGGUUGUUUUGUGACCUCCUGGAUGAGUCAUUGAUGCACACCUGGAAUAAUUUUGAUAGACUGGCUACUCCUGGGAAAGUUCACCACUAUUCCUUGUCGUUUUUUUCAUUUGUGAAUAACAGCUAUCACUGUAGUUCAGAGGCCCAGAGCCUUAGGAAAAACUUUGUAAGCGUUUUCAGAUUCAUAGAUGUCAGUGACUUUGCUUCUAACCUGUUUUGAGAUUAUUCAGCGUACUUCGUGUUGUCAAUCGGGUUCUAUUUAAAUCAUUUCAUGGUUUUGGUGUCGUUAAAGGCAUUGAACCAAAAAAAUGUGGCCAAUCACUUUUGACCACAUUUUUAAUCACUUUUAUUGAUAAAAGGGGACCAAUUAUUUUUUCACACUGGGACAGGUUUGUCUGGAUGGCUUAUUUUGUCUUAUUAAAUAAAAUCAUUAUUUGAAAACUGCAUUUUCUAAUUACUCGGGUUGUCUGCCUGAUAUUAUUAGUAUUAGUAUUAGUAUUAUUAGUAUUUGUUUGAUGGGCUGAAUCAUUUAAUUGUGAUUUUUUAAAAAAAAACAGAAUAAAUCUGAAAGCUGUGUAAUUUUUUUGACAGCACUGCACCUUGUGGACUCUUCGGUUUACCCCGCUACGCUGCAACUCCCACACAAACACAUUCAUGUGUCAAUGCAAAACUUCUGUUCUGACAGUAAUUUCAGCAAAGCUGAAUUGAGAAAACAGAUAUUUAAGCCAUAUACUACUUAUUGUUGGCGGUGAGAAAGUACAUUUUGUUCCUUGAUUUUAUAGAAAGCUACCCUAAUGUUUAUCAUUCUACAAUAGAGAUUUUGGCAUUCAGAGUUAUAGGUGUCAUAACUGUAAAUUUACAGCAUAACCUGCCUAAAUGAGUAUGUGUGGUCGUCUUUACCCCUCAUUUUUAUAUAUAAAACUCAUGUCGUGUUGCUCUGUGACGUCACAGUUCGGAAACUGUUUCACCUCCAGUGGUCAAAUUUUUAUUUCAAAUUUUUUAUUUUUAUUUUUUUUUUAGAUUACGUAAACUGUUCUUUCUCCAUGUCAUAGUAUGUUUCAAUCUUGUACAUAACAAAGUUGAGAAAAUGUUAGAACUGACUGCAGUGUCUCAUUGUUGAUCUUUGAUCAUUUCAAAAAAAUCUUACUUUGAAAUAUGAAUGUUUAAGAAAAAAAAAGAAGAAAGGAUUUUACCUUUAACUUUACAGUAUUACCCUGUAUUUUUUAUUUUUUUUUUUUUUUGUAUUUUUUUGGAAAUGUGCUUAUAAGGUUAUAGAUGCUGUAGCUCCAUGUUUGUAUUGACACACAGGAGCCUCAGUUGCAAACUGUUUAAAUAAUUAUUUAGAAGAAGAGAUCUCAAGCCUUACCGGAUGUGCCGGUUGAAUACAAUCUCAAACAAUGCUGUUUCCUCGCGUUCCCUCUUGACACCUUUAGGUUUGAUAUAUUUUUUUCUGAAAAUGGUUCUGAGGUGUUGAAAUGAAACUGGUGGAGUGCGGAAGGAGCAACCGUCACAAAUGAGGGAAGCUCUUUCGAAUGUACCCGUGUUGUGGUUUUAAGGUUGGGUAUUUGUAACUUUCAUCGAGGAGCAGUGGUUAUCGUUGUCAAGCUAAUGCAAAAAAAAAAAAAAAAAAGGUGCAUUUUAGUUGCUGCCCUCCUGCUGUGCCACUGUUGGUAAAAACUGUGUGAAAAACAAAAAAAGGGCUACCUGAUUAGGUAGGUGAAAACAUUUUGAAUCAGACUGUAAAUGCGUUUCAUCCACUGUCCCUUUCAGACUCCCCUUCAUUGUGAGAGUGACUUGAAAUAAAGCAUUAUCUUUCUGCUUUUAUUUUUUUAAUUUUUAUGUUUUCACCAUGUUUCCAAAGAAGGCAGGGAAAUGUUUUCAAGAUGUGGUUUUAGGAAAUGAACACAUUAGAAAUUAAAACAUUAUGCUACAGUUGUCUCUGAUUUUCCAUUUUGUACUUCUCCUUUUAAUUCCUAGCUACACAGCCAUUUUACAACACAAGCAACUUGUGCUGGAAUAAAACAUCAUAAAGAUCCUAA